CGUGACAUCAUGCCAAUGCAGCUUUAUGAAGAAAGUGCGCUUCUCCCGAGCAGGCAGAGAGGCGCGUCCAGUCCGCUGGCGUCAUCGGUGGACUUCUAGCGUGUGGCGACUGAAGCCGAGGGAGGAAGAAAAAAAAAAAAAAAAAGGGCUGCGCGGUGCACAAAUCUCCGGUUGGCAGAGUUCUGAUCAGGUGGGAGGCUUUUAGGCACGAGUGUGGGCUUUUUUUCUUCUCCUCCACCCUUCUGAACUGAAAUCAAAGUUUGGGAUUAACUGCCGUGUUUUUUUUUUAUUUUAUUUUUUUUAUUUGAAAGUAAGCGCGAUUUCGCUGACUGCAUGAAAUAGCUUUUGGACAUUCGGAGCUCUGCGAAGAGACCAGCUUGCCAGUGAACAUGAGCGAUUCGCAUUUGGGACUGCAGAAAAACCCCAUGGAUUUCGUCAGCGACUUUGAAUUGAUGAAGUUCGGCGUCAAGAAGGAGGACAUGCAGAGGAUCGACCGCUCCUUCGUCGGGCCGUGCAGCCAGCUCCAGAGACCGGACUCCGUCUCGUCCACUCCCGGCAGCACGCCCUGUAACUCGGUCCCCUCCUCGCCGAACCUCAAUCCGAGCGAGCAGAGAAAUAACCCCGGGGGCGACCAGUUCUGGAUACCCAACAACGGGGGUUACCCGCAGCAAAUGUACCCCCAAGCCUUCGGUCUGACACCCGAGGACGCGAUGGAGGCCCUGAUCGGCGCCACGGCGCAGCAGGGACACCCGUCUGUGCCCCACGGCCACCAGCCGCCACAUUUCCAGGCAGAGUACGACGGGUACGGCCAACUGAACGAGCCCGUCCAGCACUACGGGGGGCUCCCGGGCCACCCCGACAUGCAGGGCAUCCACAGCAGCCACUGCCAAGAUCCGUACAAAGACGACAUGGGCUGCGCGUCACCCGAGUCCCCGGAGGACAAGCAGGUCCUCGGCGCGCACCACCAGCACAGCCGCCACGACCGGCUGUCCAACGCCGACAGCCACUUCUCCGACGACCAGCUGGUGUCGAUGUCCGUCAGGGAGCUCAACCGGCUCCUCAGGGGCCUCGGCAAGGACGAAGUGAUGCGCCUGAAGCAGAAGCGCCGGACCCUGAAGAACCGGGGUUACGCGCAGUCCUGCCGGUACAAGCGCGUCCAGCAGAAGCACGUCCUGGAGCACGAGAAGACCAGCCUGGUGUCCCAGGUCGAGACGCUGAAACACGAACUGAACAGGCUGAUGCGGGAGCGGGACGCAUACAAACUUAAAUGCGAGAAACUGUCCGGCGCAAACUGUUACCACGAAACCGGGUCCACCAGUGACAACCCUUCCUCGCCCGAGUAUCUGAUGUGACUUUGUUAAAUUCUCCUGCAGAACUGAUGCUUUUCCACGGGGAGGCAUUAUGUUGACAGCUCGCCUGGCUAUUUAGCAAACAAAGCAAAUGGAUACACAAAGUUGUAAUUAGCGUUGGACAAAAAGGAUAUCGCUGAAAUCAUUGUAAUAGAUACAACUAGGCAACAAGUUAGGAUACAAAAUUACAAUACAGCAUGCAUGCAGGACAUGCAUGACAUGUUUUUUUUCUACAGGGCGUAUCUGUAUUUUGUCUGAAAGGACUUGAAAUUGGAGAAUAUUUCCUUUUUAUUAAUAUGCAACUUUAAUCCUUCUGCAUUAGUUACUCCUCAAUCCUCAUUUUGGUGAUUUUGCUUUGCUUAGUUUUUUUUUUUAGCUCAAAUUAUAAUGUGUGUCCACGCUUCCUUAAAAUAGAAAACAUACAAAGAAGAAUUAUGUUUAAAUGGCAUUUAUAUUAUUUUUUAUGAAGCCGAUUCUGCGGGACAGAUGUUUUCCUUAUUUGCUUUUCUCUUUAAGAUAAUAUAUGAUUAUGCAAAUUGUUUUUCAUCCACUGUUUUUAAUUUGCUAUGGAUCAAUAAAACUAUUGUGACUUUUUAAAA
This is a messenger RNA of Gasterosteus aculeatus aculeatus (three-spined stickleback), 1948 nucleotides long. It is a transcript of the gene mafbb, whose product is annotated as v-maf avian musculoaponeurotic fibrosarcoma oncogene homolog Bb. The record is from RefSeq and is a predicted model, not a curated record. Gene Ontology annotation, cellular component: nucleus. Gene Ontology annotation, molecular function: DNA-binding transcription factor activity, RNA polymerase II-specific; RNA polymerase II cis-regulatory region sequence-specific DNA binding. Lineage: Eukaryota; Metazoa; Chordata; Actinopteri; Perciformes; Gasterosteidae. Gene Ontology annotation, biological process: regulation of transcription by RNA polymerase II.